UCUGACCUAAUCUUAAUCCCCUUUCUUCCCCAUUUCGCCGAUAUAUAUAUACCGGCAACCGUGAUAUUUAAUUUCCUGCGAAUGUGACCGGAAAUGUCUCAUUUCCGCCGUCCUGCAUCUGCUUUUUGAGCUCCUUUUCUUUCCCCACGGUUAAACGGAUAGAUAAAUAACUUGGCGACUAGGAAUUCGAAGCAAAUUUGUUGUUGGGAGAUCGAUUUCCACAUUAACCUAAGAUGACUAGUGUUGAUGAUAUGCCUGAUGAAAUCCUGCGAAAUAUACUGUCUCGACUACCAGCCAAGCCAAUGGGGCAGUCCAGAUGUGUAUCCAAACAUUGGAAUCGUCUGAUUUCUGAUCCCCCUCUUUUAUGAUGUGAAGACCAUCAUCAAGGCUGUUUCUAAGUCAAGAUGCGUCACAUCCGUAUAAUCCUAUGUCUAUCGAAAUUUCAGACGGAAGUAAUGGACCAGUUACAAAUGUAGAAUUUUCAUUGUUCAAGGAUCUUCCGGCUAUUAAAAACUGGGAUGAUAGAUUUGUAACGAUUGUGGGAACAUUCAGAGGAAUUAUCUUGUUGGCUGUCAAGGAUUAUAUUGCGUGGGAGAACGGAAAUAGCUAUAUGCAAGAGCAUAUGAUCUUGUACAAUCCGUUUACCGGGGUACAUGAGGUGUUUAAAGAUCCGUAUUUCCCUUUGCCUGGUGGGGCCCAUGCAUAUGGAUUUGGUCAUGGUGCAACCCCGAAUGACCUGAAACUGAUUAGAUUUAGAAUGUUUACCAGGUCGAAGAAAAGUUGGGAUUCGUGUGAGGUAUUGAAUCUGAAAACACGUUCAUGGAGCCGGCCAGAACUCAUUAGUCCAGAUGGUUACCUUUAUGAUGAUAUAGGUAUCUUUUUAAAAGGCUAUCUGUAUUGGAUGAAUUCUUCGAGGAUCUUGGCACUCGACGUGGAAAAGAUGGUAAUUUCAUUCAUAGGUCAACCUAAUUCAGCUUUUGAUAAACAAAGUUAUCUGGGUACAUGUCAUGGAUGCCUAUGGUUGAUCACGAACACCGACGCCAAGACUCUCAAUUUCGAUGUGUGGGUAAUGGGCGAACAAGGCGUUGGUGACUAAAGCGUGUUCUUUCACUGUAGGUUUGGAACGUCCGGAUUAUUUCUCUUUAUCUCAUAAUAUGAAAAUCACUGAGGACGGAAGAAUUAUAAUGUCUAUAACCACGGAUGAGGAUGAGGAUGAGGAUGAGGAUGAGGAUGAGGAUGGACAUAUGUUUAUCUGUGAUACAUCAAACUACUCGUGUAAGCUGCUAAAGUGUCCAUCAAAAGAAGUAAAGCUGAAUGGGGCUUCAAAUACAAGGAGAGUCUCAUAUCGCCGAGGAAUAUAUGUUGUGUUUGAUAUCUCGUCUUGAUCAUGAUUUUAUGCUAGAAUUUGAAAUAAGUUUGUAAGCUUAUCUAUAUCUACUUUAUGCACAUUUGGAUCUUAUUAUGAAUCUUUAUUUUUAUCUGAUCUA
Molecule: messenger RNA, 1487 nt
Organism: Erigeron canadensis
Lineage: Eukaryota; Viridiplantae; Streptophyta; Magnoliopsida; Asterales; Asteraceae
Exons: 2
Coding region: 428-1096 (222 amino acids)
Source: RefSeq, a predicted model, not a curated record